AUGGCGGGGCCGCGGGACCCCGCGGAGCGCUGUUCCUGCCGCAACACCGACUGCCUGGAGCGGCCGCUGCGGCGGCUCUUCGAAGGGCUGGCGAGCGGCGUGGCCGCCUGCCCCUGGCCCUUCGUGCUGGUGCCGCUGCUGCUGUCGGGCGGGCUGGGCGCCGGCUUCCUCUUCCUGCCGCAGCGGCAGGCGAACGACAUCGAGGAGCAGUUCACGCCGACGGGGGGCCCCGCCAAGGCCGAGCGCGACUUGGUGCGGCGGCACUUCCCCACCAACGACUCGCAGCGCUUCUCCGCCCCCCGCCUGCCCACCGAGGGCGCCUACGCCGCCCUCAUCGCCGUGGUGACCGGCGGCACCUCGGUGCUGGACCCGACGGCGUGGGAAGAGGUGCUGCGGCUGGACAAGACCGUGCGCGACCCCGACUACGAGCGGCUCUGCGCCCGCAGCGACGGCAGCUGCGCCAGCCCCAACCCGCUGCUGUCGCGGAGGGGCGAUGAGCCACCGCCCGCCCCGGGGAGCCUCCAGUUCCCCGUCAACGGCAGCGUCUUCCUGGGGGCCGCGCUGGGCGGCGUGGACACGGACGGCGGGCGGCUGCUGUCGGCGCGGGCCCUGAAGCUGGUGUAUUACCUGCGGGAGGACGGCCCCGAGGCGGAGGACAGCCGGCAGUGGCUGCACAGCUUCCUGCGGAACAUCUCGUCGAAGCUGAGGGAGUUGGACCUCAGCUCCAUUCAGGUGACUUACUUUACGUCGCUGUCCAGACAAGAGGAGUUUGAAGGAAAUACCAAGAGCGUAAUCCCGCUCUUCUCCGUAACGUAUUUCUUGACAAUAAACUUUGCAAUCAUCUCUUGCUUAAGACUGAGCUGUAUAAGAAAUAAUGUCUGGCUUGCCUGCUGUGGAGUGGUUUCUGCCGGCUUAGCUGUGUUAAGCAGCUUUGGAUUGAUGCUCUUCUGUGGAGCACCGUUUGUGGUCACUGUAGCAAACGCACCAUUCCUGAUUCUGGGGGUUGGCGUUGAUGACAUGUUCAUCAUGAUCGCUUCCUGGGAACAAAGUUCAAGGAAAAAAGAGAAAUCCAAUGUUAAAUCUCUGCUGGCUGAGACUUACUCAGAGGCAGCACUUUCUGUGACCAUCACCACUCUCACGGAUGUUUUGGCCUUCUUCAUUGGCACCUGGACUGCUUUUCCAUCCGUGAGAGCUUUCUGCCUCUAUACAGGCACUGCUUUUAUCUUCUGCUAUGUAUAUACCAUGACCUUCUUUGGGGCAGUUCUUGUAUUAAAUCAUAAAAGGGAGCAAGGAAACCGACACUGGCUGACUUGUAUGCGUGUGGGAGUAGAUAAAGAUCGGGCUGAGAACUCCUGCUUGUACAACGCUUGCUGUGUCGGCAGCUGUUCCAGGCAGUCCUCUGAGCCAGAAGGGGAACAUCCAAUGAGUAUAUUCUUUAAAGAGUAUUACGGGCCUUUUUUUACAAAUAAAUGGGUCAAGCUCCUCGUGGUGUUGCUGUACGGAACGUAUUUGGGUGGCAGUGUUUAUGGGUGUACUCAGAUCAGGGAAGGCAUCGAUCUUCGAAAUCUGGCUAAUGAUGACUCUUACGUUAUUCCAUACUAUGAUGAUGAUGAGAAAUACUUCUCGACGUAUGGACCCAGGGUCAUGGUUGUCAUUCCUGAAAGGGUAGAUUACUGGAAUGAGACGGUUCGUCGUGGCAUUGAGAGCUGUGCACAGAAUUUGGAGAACAUUUCCUACGUUGAUAAGAACCUCUCAGAGUCCUGGCUGAGAGUAUACACAGUACUCGCUGAAAGCACUUCAAUAAAUAUAAACGAUAAGACUCAGUUCUUUAAUAACUUACCUGUACUGUUCAGCAUUCGUUCCAGUUUUGCGUGGGACUUAAACAAGACUCAGGAUGAAAUAGAAGCUUCACGUUUCUUCCUCCAGACAGUGGACGUGACCUCAGCCGUUGAUGAGAAGAAUCUUCUCAAUCAGUUAAGAGAGGCAGCCAGGCAGUGCAGUAUUCCACUGAAGGUGUAUCACCCAGCAUUCAUCUACUACGACCAGUACCUGGUAAUAGUGCAGAACACCGUUCAGAACGUUGUCGUUGCUGCCGGGGCAAUGCUCGUUGUCUCCCUUCUGCUCAUUCCCAACCCGUUGUGCUGCCUGUGGGUGACUUUUGCAAUAGCUUCUGUUAUAGUUGGUGUUGCGGGUUUCAUGGCGUUCUGGAACGUCAAUCUCGAUUCCAUAUCCAUGAUCAACCUGGUCAUUUGUAUAGGGUUUUCGGUAGAUUUUUCUGCUCAUAUUUCCUAUGCCUUUGUUACGAGUGGAGAGUCAUCAGCCAAUAAAAGGGCAAUCGAAGCGCUGUCCCUGCUCGGUUACCCGGUAUUACAAGGUGCAGUUUCUACUAUAUUAGGAGUCGUUGUCCUGGCUGCAGCAAAAACCUACAUCUUUAGGACCUUCUUCAAGAUCAUGUUUCUUGUCAUUUUGUUUGGCGCUCUUCAUGGUCUUGUUUUCAUUCCAGUGUUUUUAACAUUUUUUGGAAAAUUUGGCACAUCACCUCACAAUACCAAAUCCAACAACAGAUCACCUCACAAUACCAUGUCUGAAAAGCUAGAGAAUAGGUUUAGAAAUGAUAAAGACUGUCCGUGAAUAAAUUAGACAUAAAAUAUUAUAUAUUUAUUAUAUGCAGGUUCAAAUGCAGUGACUGUCAGGGAAUAUAUGACAUGAAGAAAAUAAAGGAGAGAAAAAUAAAUACAUCAGGGAAAAAAAAGGCUUCAGAAAAGCCAGGCAAGGAAAAUAACAGAACAAAACGCACAGGUUGGAUUUGCAUUUUCUUAUCUUUGUGUGUUCUUCACUACUGCCUUAAUGUUGUUAAUUUUCUUUUUUGUGUUACUUGUUUACUGAAUGUAUUAAAAUUAUUAUAAACACUGACCACUGCAUCACCUUAAGGGACUACAUUACAUGUUUGUCAGGAUAUGUUGACAGCAGGGAAGAGUAACUCCCACUGGUUUUCAUUGCCUGCCUCUUUCCCUUGAGGCUGUAACUCAGCCCAACACUGAGCCAGAAGACAAUUUUUGCCUGAGAGGCUCAAAUCUGGAUGUAUUCCAGCAAAAUUACAAGAGGUCACAACUGUCUCAGACUGCAGUGACCCCUAAGCCUUCAGGAGACAAAGUCUGCUUAGGCUCAUAAUGCAGUACAAGAAACCCUUGGGGAAGACAAACUGGCUCACAUUUUCUGUUCAAAGCCUUCUUUUCUUGGUGUCCUGUUUUUUAGCCAAGAUUGAACAUCUGGUACCUUUAAGAAGAUUGUAUGUGGCUUCUGUUGGCUGCAGUUUGCAAAGGGAUAUGCUACAGGUUAUUGAAGUUGUAUGGAUCUCCUGAGUAACCACCAUGGAAGAUGCUGUGCCAUGGCACGACAGGACAAGGAUUCACUAGGGAGAAUCAUGCGCUGAUUCAGGGUAAAGUGAAAAAGCAAUUCAGGUUUAAACAGGUCAGUCCUAAAAUUGUAAACCUGUAAAUUCCACCGUAUUCAUCAGUGACAGCUCAUCCUGUGACGUGUUGAUAGAGCAGAGGAGCUUUCACUGAAUAAUAUGAGGUGGUCUACUAAUCUGUAGGGACAAGACAGUGGGUUAAAAGUCAAUUCAUAAUUUGUUGCCAAUAUAAGGAACGACCAAUUGGAAAUCAAAUGAAUGAUGGUAACUGAUGUUUCUAAUUUUGGAAAAAUUGGUCUAGUCCGAAUCUGUUGCUGUGGAGAUAUUUUUUCUUAGAGAUUGAACAAGUGGGAUAAAGCCAGGGUCUGCCUCUGUUCCCUGUGGAUUUCUGGCCAGUUGCAUGAGAGCAGUAGACAGGGCAGGAUCCUUCUAUUUCAUAGAGUCACAGAAUAGUUUGAGUUGGA
Messenger RNA from Chiroxiphia lanceolata (lance-tailed manakin), 3876 nucleotides. Its product is annotated as patched domain-containing protein 3-like. The record is from RefSeq and is a predicted model, not a curated record. The coding region runs from base 1 to 2631 and encodes 876 amino acids. Gene Ontology annotation, cellular component: membrane. The transcript is spliced from 4 exons. NCBI's taxonomy places the organism in Eukaryota, Metazoa, Chordata, Aves, Passeriformes, Pipridae.